CACCGCUGUGUUAUUCUCCACCACAGGACGGUGUGUGUGUGUACAGGUGCGGGACAGAAGACACCCACAGCCUGCAGAUCGCCUACAGCAGGACCUGCCUGUCUUAUCGAUUGAUUAUUUAUUGAUCACUGAGUUAGAGAGCCUGUCAGUUGGAUUUCACUGAGUCCAGCUGCAUUGGACUGCACUAAUAUCCCGGUGUCGGACAAACAUUCAACAGCGCUACCAUGCCGUCUCUGCGACACUCAUACACGGUGACAGUACCGGAGGAACCCGCCGCUUUCCCCUUGGACAAACCCGACCUGCGUCGAAAGAGUCCGUCGCUGUCCCGGUCCAAGCUGGUGUCCACAUUCAUGGGUCUGAUCAUCAACCAGGCCAAGCACAAGGGUCCUCAAGGUCUAGUGGGACUGAAGAACCUGGGCAACACAUGUUUUAUGAACUCAAUCCUACAAUGUCUGAGCAACACUCCUGAUCUGAGAGAUUACUGCCUCAGAAACGUCCAUCGCACAGACCUCAACAACAACUGCACAAGCAACGCUGCUCUCAUGGAAGAGUUUGCAAAGCUGACUCAGAGCCUGUGGACUUCUGUGAACAACGAGGCGAUCAGUCCCUCAGAUUUCAGGAGUCAGAUUCAGAGAUACGCUCCCAAAUUUGUGGGCUGCAAUCAGCAGGACGCCCAAGAGUUUCUGCGUUGCUUAUUGGACGGUCUCCAUAAUGAGGUGAACCGAGUGACAGUCCGCCCAAAGGUGUCUCUCGAGGACUUUGACCACCUCUCAGAUGAUGAAAAAGGCAAGCGGAUGUGGAACAUGUACUUGGAGAGAGAGGACAGCAAAGUAGUUGAUCUGUUUGUUGGACAGCUGAAGAGCUCUGUGACCUGCACCGUCUGUGGCUUCCGCUCCACGGUGUUUGAUCCGUUCUGGGACCUAUCCAUACCUGUUGCACAGAAAAGCUCGAGCGAAGUGACUCUCAAAGACUGCCUGAGGCUCUUUACUAAAGAGGAUGUGUUGGAUGGAGAAGAGAGACCGACGUGCAACAAAUGCAAAACCAGAAGGAAAUGCACCAAAAGAUUCAGCAUUCAGAAGUUCCCUCAGAUCCUCGUGCUUCACCUGAAGCGCUUCUCAGACUCUAACAUCCGAACCACCAAACUCUCCACGUAUGUCAACUUCCCUCUCAAAGAGCUGGACCUGAGGGAGUUCGCCUCAGAGAGCAGCGAGCGUCCUGUAUAUAAUCUGUACGCAGUAUCCAACCACUCGGGAAACGCUUUGGGAGGCCACUACACAGCCUACUGCAAGAACCCAGCGCUGGGGGAAUGGUACAGCUACAACGACUCCAGGGUGAGCCCAGUGUCGUCCAGCCAGGUUCGCAGCAGCAACGCCUACGUCCUCUUCUACGAGCUGGCCCCCUCCCCGCACAGCAAAUAUCAAACAUGUCGGCUGUAGACGCUGCGGAGGAGUUGAUAAGCUGCAACAAAAAAUGGGCCUAAAAAUGGAGUCAGACACUGCCUGCUGGGAGAGAGCUCCGCCUUGUGGAGACAGUCCUGCCAUUACAGACUGUGAAUAUGGAGCACAAAGACAUGAGAAAAAUGGCCUCUCACCUUCUUCUCAAUGUGUUUUUGAGGGAAUGGGGUCGAUGUGAAAGCACAUUCUAAGUUCAGGAUGUCAAGCUGAGCUCGUAAGUUGAGUGGAACUGAAAUGACACAGAGAAAACCCUGCUUCCAUUGUCAAAAAGGUGUAGAAAUUCAGCUUAAGGCACAGCUGUGAGCCAAACUUAAAAUCCUUUUUGGAACGUACCCCCUUCGAUCAUUAUACAGCUGUGCUUGGAACUGAAUCUACACCAGCUCAAGUGGAUUUUUUUUCUUUUUUAUGCACUUUGGACUAUUAUUAUGUGACGACAUUACAGAGACUUGAAAAAUGCCUCACACAGCAACUGCAAGAUUUAAUUUAUUCUAUUUAACAUAAUGCCAGUAACGGAAAGUGCAUACUGUAUAUGUUUUUGAACAAAGCCUUAUGGUUUCCUCUUUGAACAGCGGAAAUCAACCAAUGGAGAAAUGAUGUUUUAUGUCAAAGCACAUAUUAUUUUUGUACAGUAUUUAUGGACAGCACAGUGAAUGUAACUCUACUGUGGGAAAGUCAGACAUACCAAAGCAGCUGUGUAAAAAUGCAUUAACAAUACUUCUUCCAGCAAUAAUGUUGCUGACUUUACAUCUAAGUCAGUUCAGUCUAUAAAUGAUUAAAAUUCAAUGUUAACUUA
Centropristis striata (black sea bass) is the source of this 2247-nucleotide messenger RNA. Its product is annotated as ubiquitin carboxyl-terminal hydrolase 2-like. The coding region runs from base 225 to 1436 and encodes 403 amino acids. Gene Ontology annotation, biological process: protein deubiquitination. Gene Ontology annotation, cellular component: cytoplasm. The record is from RefSeq and is a predicted model, not a curated record. Gene Ontology annotation, molecular function: cysteine-type deubiquitinase activity. NCBI's taxonomy places the organism in Eukaryota, Metazoa, Chordata, Actinopteri, Perciformes, Serranidae. The transcript is spliced from 12 exons.